This is a messenger RNA of Aspergillus thermomutatus, 1170 nucleotides long. Its product is annotated as Mo25 family protein. Gene Ontology annotation, molecular function: protein serine/threonine kinase activator activity. The record is from RefSeq and is a predicted model, not a curated record. The transcript has 5 exons. NCBI's taxonomy places the organism in Eukaryota, Fungi, Ascomycota, Eurotiomycetes, Eurotiales, Aspergillaceae. The coding region runs from base 1 to 1170 and encodes 389 amino acids. Gene Ontology annotation, biological process: intracellular signal transduction.
AUGGCUUUCCUCUGGCGCAAUCGACCACGGCCGCCUUCUGACGUCGUCCGAACAAUCAAGGAGCUAUUGUUAAGACUCGGGGAAGCUCCAGCAGCUGCCAAGCUUGCUGACAGCUCCAUAAAGGUCGAAGAUGACCUGGCGAAGCAACUUGCGCAAAUGAAAGUGAUCGUCCAAGGCACUCAAGAAACUGAGACGACUCCGGAGCAAGUACAUGCUCUGGUUCAAGCCACCGUCCACGAAGAUUUGCUAUACGAACUUGCCCGCAACCUUCGUCAUCUUCCCUUUCAAGCCAGAAAAGAUACGCAAACCAUAUUCUCUCAUAUCCUUCGUUUCCGACCCGCCCAGGCAAACAAUGGCGACCCGCCAGUCAUUUCUUAUAUUGUACACAAUCGUCCGGAGAUCAUUGUCGAACUCUGUCGGGGAUACGAAUCACCCGAGAGCACAAUGCCGUGUGGCGCCGUCCUGAGAGAAGCACUCAAAUUCGACGUGUGUGCGGCCAUCAUCCUAUACGAUCAGUCCACCGAGGGUCAACAGGCGAUCAGACUGACACAAGUCAAUCCCGAUAUCCCCCAGAAAGGCGAUGGCAUCUUUUGGAGAUUUUUCCAUUGGAUCGACAAGAGCAGCUUCGAAGUGAGCGCUGAUUCCUUUACAACAUUUAGGGACAUUCUCACUCGUCACAAGAGUCUUGUGACCUCCUACCUUACAACCAACUUUGGUCUCUUUUUCUCCCGCUUCAAUGCACUGAUCCAAUCGAGUUCCUAUGUUACCAAGCGCCAGAGUAUAAAGCUUCUUGGUGAGAUUCUGUUGGAUCGAGCCAACUACAGCGUGAUGAUGGCGUAUGUUGAAAGCGGGGAGAAUCUGAAACUCUGCAUGCAAUUGCUGAAAGACGAUCGCAAAAUGAUUCAGUACGAAGGGUUCCACGUUUUCAAGGUAUUCGUCGCCAAUCCUAACAAAUCGGUCGCGGUGCAACGGAUUCUCAUCAACAAUCGGGACCGUUUGUUGAAAUUCUUGCCUAAAUUCCUAAUGGAUCGCACGGAUGACGACCAGUUCACGGACGAGAAGAGUUUCUUAGUCCGUCAAAUCGAGCUGCUACCUCAGGAGCCCAUUGAACCAGCACGGUCAGCGCAAGAGCCAUCCAGAUCGAGAAUCAACACCGCCGCUGCGGCCUAG